AUGCGGCUAACUUUUUUUCUUACAUUAUUUUUUGUUGAUUCACACAGUUUUAAAACUGUUACCACAAGUUAUGGAAAACUACGAGGAAGUGCUGACUAUACAAAUAAGAAUAAUACCAAGUAUAGUUUCAAGAGUGUUCCGUUUGUUAAACCUCCACUUGGUGACUUGAGGUUUGCUCUUCCAGAGAAACCGGAUCCAUGGGGUGGUAUACUGGACGCAACAAAAUACAGUGCUGCAUGUUUGAGUAACUCAUCAUUUAGUUCAACACCACAGAAGUUUAUUGACGAAGAUUGCCUGUACAUGAAUAUUUUUACUAGCGAGGACUGUCUGACUAAAAAAUGUCCUGUAAUUGUAUAUAUUCAUGGUGGCUCAUUUAACUUGGACUCGGCCACAAUGUUUCCGGACAAGUUCAUUUUUGAACGAUAUGUAGAAAACGGCAUUGUCUUUGUAAUACCUGCUUAUCGGUUGGGAGUUUUCGGGCAAUUUUAUCUUGGAGAAAAAGGAGGUUUACCAACUAAUUUGUUGGUUUAUGAUGUUAUCCAAUCUCUACAUUAUGUGCAUGGCGACAUAUCUAAUUUUGGUGGGAAUCCAGAAGAUGUGACACUUAUGGGACAUUCUUCAGGAGGACAAUUGGUAAAUGCACUUGGAUUCUCUGAUUAUGCAGAUCCAGAGCAAAAGUUAUUUCAAAAAUGCAUUGUGCUCAGUGGAUUUGAAAUGUAUGGAUUUCAAGAAUACAAAGAAUCAAACUCAAUUGAGAUUGCAAAGAGAGUGAAUAAAACUUUCAGAAGAUAG
This is a messenger RNA of Caenorhabditis remanei, 792 nucleotides long. RefSeq lists its product as uncharacterized. The coding region runs from base 1 to 792 and encodes 263 amino acids. The record is from RefSeq and is a predicted model, not a curated record. Lineage: Eukaryota; Metazoa; Nematoda; Chromadorea; Rhabditida; Rhabditidae. The transcript has 6 exons.